AUGCCUAAGAAAAGGCAGCAUCUCAAGCCUUUCAAGCCAGCGUCGACGGCAUUUCCGACGCCCGGGUCUUCGUCCAACGCAGCUGGCAAGGCUCCGAGGAGUGUGAACGAGCUUCUGGCCAGCUUGCGGCACGCCUCUCUGGAUCCAUCCGCACCGCGACAACUGCCCACCGUCACACCAUCUGUGCCGCCAGCCCUCAGGGAGAUACUGCAGAUCCCAGACACUCCAGUCCCCGCACCCAGGCGGCAGCACAGGCAGAGGCUGGACAACAAUGGCCGCCGCCUCCCAGCUGGCCCCCCUCCCCCACGAAGCUGGGUUGCUUCCAGGAGUGGUACUACGCAUCCCCAGGGCCAACUGUCGCGGUCGACCGUGAGCCGGUGUGGUCUUGCUGAGUCGGCCUUACCAGGCACCUACCUGCCAGCCUCGCGGAGUCUCAUCGACAUUAUCCUAAGGAGAAUUGCUGUCGACUGGGAGGUUCACCGCGUGUAUCACCAGCACUAUCUGUUUUAUAUACCCGCGCAUCUGAAAUCUGCACUCCUUCGAUGGGUUGGCAUUGCGAGUCCGGGAGGCUUGUCGGUAGAAGAUCUCAGACUCAUCUUACUCCCUUCUCCAGACGACCUGGAGGAAGAGGAACGCGGUGGCUUUUCUGAGCAUCACUCCGAGCCCCAAGUCGCCGUCAAUCCAGAGGUCAAUUACUUGGACCUCUCGGGCGCCUUGGGUCGUUCCCUGACCCUCAAAGAGGUCUCCGACCUCCUGUUUCCAUCAAGGAAACAAGAGGAUGCAAGGGAGCUGCAGGAAUCUUGGGACGAGAGCGAGAGUGUCCCCAGCCCUCCGCGCGCGCUUUUACCGAACCUGACGCAUCUGUCGCUCGCUCUUGACCCCCAGUUGGCCUCGGAAGCGUCAUGGAGACAGCUGCUGGCUCUGUCGUCGAAGCUCACCACCGUCACCCAUUUGAGCCUCGCCUACUGGCCCGAUCCAACUCUUACGCCACGAGCCCGUCUCUCCACUGUUGCCACGCCGCAGGGCCAGAAUAUCGCGUACGGAGGAACAAGCUACUAUUCUCAUUCUAUAGACCACGAUUGGAGUGAGGCUCUGUUGGUUCUCAGAAUGCUCAGCAGAAACCUCUAUGCGCUAGAGUUUCUCGAUCUCACUGGAUGCACUCCAUGGUUCAAGGCUUUGAUGCUGCGUUCGGACCAUGACUACGUAGACUGGGUCGGGGCAUGGGGCAAAGUGACGCUCCUCCGGAUACUCACCGGGUGGACACCUGGCGAUGAUGCCCUUCCUUCAGAGCAGAUUGCUUAUAGAGAGGCUAUAGAUGUGGCUGCUAGUGUAGAGAAGCAUAUCAGAACUGUGCGCGCAGGAAAGGGUCGGAUCAUCACAGUGGAAAGAAAUAGGCUGGAUUUGUAG
This is a messenger RNA of Trichoderma citrinoviride, 1407 nucleotides long. RefSeq lists its product as hypothetical. NCBI's taxonomy places the organism in Eukaryota, Fungi, Ascomycota, Sordariomycetes, Hypocreales, Hypocreaceae. The record is from RefSeq and is a predicted model, not a curated record. The transcript is spliced from 2 exons. Bases 1 to 1407 code for a protein of 468 amino acids.